CAAUUUUGUUUGGAUGCACGUAUACAUCCUAAAAAAAUAUUGUGAAAAAUUAAUUUCGAUUUUAAUCCAAAAUGGUUUUAAAUAAUUUUUUCGUUAAGUUGUUGUUAAUGGCAUUUUGCGUUCUUGGAGUGUCAGCAGAACUGAGUGUGAACGAUACAAAGAAGUACCAUGAAGUUAUGCAGAGUUUGAAUAACUUUUCUCAGACCUUCUUGCAUUCAUAUAAAGAUGCUGAUAUUUCACCAAAUUGUAAAACUGCGAUGACACAUUAUGGGAAGGGGUUUUUCAAUCAGGAGGAAUGGGCUUUAAAAAUGGUUGAUGCUACGUCAAAGUUGCAAUCAGGAAUUCUUGACGCCAACCUCUACAAUUUAGGAGCUUUUGACGAAUGUCUAUCAAUUCGUGACAUUGAGGUCUUCUCACAGCCAGCUGACGGCAGUAUUGCAAUAGAAAUGACCCAAAUUAAUGGAAAAUACUGUUUGGGUAUGGGGAUAUUGCUUGGGAUUCCUAUUUAUUGGGCAAUGUGUGCCCCAGACGCAUGUUCAGCCGAUGAUUUGAACAAAAUCAUACAGAUAAUUCCGGUACCAAUGUUUUUCUCUGAAGAUCAGUGUCAAGAUCCAAGCCAGGAACCAGAAAUCACCGAUGGGGAUAUUGCAGUCAUGGUUGUAUUUGGAAUUAUUUUGGGAAUAAUGGCUGUAUCAUCUUUGUACGACACGUAUCUUCGAUAUUUUGAAAAAAAAACGGCCCAUCCAUUAUUAUUGGCGUUUUCUGUGGUUACCAAUGGAGAGAAACUCUUUGCAACCACAGAACCCGGUACAAAUUCUGGUCAAUUGGAGUGCCUUUCCGGUAUUCGUUCAAUGAGUAUGAUGUGGGUGAUUCUUGGCCACAUGUUUGGUAGUCUCGCUGGAGUUGCCGUAACAAAAAUCACCAAUAUUAUCGACUUUAUGACUGAUGAUGACACAAUGUACGUCCGUGGCGCCACUGUUGCUGUAGACACCUUCUUUCUAUUGGCUGGUAUUGUGAUGAUCUACGUUUAUCUAAAAUCAACCAAAGAGAAACAAACGUUUAAUAUAUUCCUUUAUUAUUUGCAUCGUUAUCUUCGGUUAACUCCAGCUUUAGCCGCAGUUCUUGUCGUAUAUCUUACUGUUCUCAAACAUUUUGGAUCAGGACCUCAUUGGCCGCAAUUGAUUGCAAAGACAUAUGAUUCUUGCGAGAAAUAUUGGUGGAGUUUAUUGUUAUACAUUCAAAACUACACGAAUACACUAGAAAUGUGUAUCCAGCAAAGUUGGUAUCUCUCUGUUGACACACAACUAUUUCUUCUUUCACCACUUGUCUUAUUUCCAAUCAAACGUUGGCCAAGACAUACACUUGCAGCAGUUGCAGUUGCUGCGGUGGCAUCCAUCUCAACUGGAUUUGCAUUGGCCUGGGUUCACAAACUAAAUAACAAUCUUCUUUUGACUGUUGACGUCGAAAUCGUAGAAAAAUAUACCGAUUUGUAUUACCAUGCAACAUACUCCCGUGCUGCCCCCUGGUUAAUUGGUAUCUUAGUUGGUUAUGUUAUCUACCAGGUGAAAAUUGUUCGGAAAGAUCAAAAAUUCAAAAUUGGCGUGACUUUAAAUAUGGCGUUGUGGAUUGCUUCGUUAGCUGUGAUGGCAACUUGUGUGUUUGUGGACAAAUCGCAGGAUGAAUAUGAUCGUCUUGCCAAUUCGUCCUAUAUUGCUUUCAUUCGUCCUGCAUGGUCUAUUGCAGUCUCUUGGGUGAUAUUCGCCUGUGUCACUGGAUACGGUGGUCCUGUAAAUGCAUUCUUAUCAGCUAGAGUCUUUCAAGUCCUCGCCCGACUCACUUAUUCAAUGUAUUUGACGCACUACUCCGUUCUCUACGUUCUAUACUUGUCAAUCAAGCAGCCAAUGCCCUUCACGCACGCACGAGUUAUUUACGAAUACUGGUCGAUUUUCGCAUUGGUUUUCGCAAUCAGCGUUGUGUGGACAUUGGCUUUCGAAUCGCCCAUCAUCAUUAUUGAAAAAUUUAUUUUUGGGGGUGGAAACAAAAAGGGGCCGGUAGUUUCAGCACAUAAUAAACCCAUCGUCGUUAAUACAAAUACCGACACAAUACAAAAUAAUGAAAACCAAAGUUGUGAAAGUGAUGUGCACCAUAAUUCCAACGCCGAAGAUAAUAAUCAAACUGGUGUCGUUAAUUACGGUUAUAAUUCAGGGAAAACAUCACCAAAUGACAUUUCUAUUGAAUCAUAUAAAUCUGAACCGUUUCAAAUUAAUAGGAUCAAAACAUUAGUGUGCAAGCAACUAAAAAUAGUAAAAAUCAGUGCGAUAGUUGAUUUUAUAUUUAACAAAAUGGCUUUAAAUUUUAUUUUAAAGACAUUAUUAGUGACACUUUAUGUAUUGAGUGUAUCAUCAGAUCUUAACGUCAAUGAUACUAAAAUGAUCAGUGAAAUUAUAAAUAAGUUAAACAAUUUUCCUCAAACAUUCGUACAUGGAUUUAAAGAUGCUAAUGUUUCGCCGGAUUGUUUAAAGGCAAUGAAAUUUUAUUGGAAUGGAAUUACGAAGAAAGAAGAAUGGGCUUGGAAAAUGUUGGAUGCCAUGUCUAAAGUGCAAUCCGGUAUUAUGAAUGGGAAUUUGUACGAGUUAGGAGCUUACGACGAAUGUCAAUCGAUUCGUGACGUUGUGGUCACCUCGCAGACACCAGAUAUCAAUGAUGCAGAGGAAAUUAUGUUAAUUAACGGGAAAUACUGUUUGGGAUCGGGCAAAUUGACGGAUCAAAUUACGAUAGGAUGGGCAAUGUGCGGCCCAGAUGCAUGUUCAGCGGAUGAUUUAAACAAAGCAAUGACGUUGGCUUCAGUGCCAAUGGCAUUUUCUGAAGACUAUUGCCACGAUCCAAGUAUGGAUCCGGAAAUUACUGGUGGAGAUAUUGCUGUUAUAGUAUGUUUUGGAAUAAUUUUGGGAAUAAUGGCCAUAUCUUCACUCUACGAUGUGUAUCUCAGAUAUUUUGACAAAAAAACACUUCACCCUAUACUACUGGCGUUUUCUGUUGUGACCAACGGUGAGAAACUCUUUGCAACCACAGAACCAGGUACAAACACUGGCCAACUUGAAUGUCUCUCCGGUGUUCGUUCGAUAAGUAUGAUGUGGGUUCUCAUUGGUCAUGUCUUCAGCAACAUGUCAAUGGUAGCAGUAGCAAAUAUGUUGAACGUCUUAAAUUUUUACACUGAUGGUUGGACAAUGUACAUCCGCGGUGCCACAGUCUCUGUAGAUUCCUUUUUUCUAAUGGGUGGUAUUGUGAUGAUCUAUGUCUAUUUGAAAUCAACGAAAGACAAACAAACUUUCAAUAUAUUCUUCUACUAUUUGCAUCGUUAUCUUCGUUUAACUCCAGCUCUGGCCGCUGUUCUUGUUGUACACAUCACAAUUCUGAAACAUUUUGGUUCUGGACCGUACUGGCCUAUAAUGAAUGGCUUCGCAAUCGAUUCCUGUCAGAAAUAUUGGUGGAGCACAUUGUUGUACAUCCAAAAUUACGUUAAUCCCGAAGGAGCGUGUAUUUUACAAAGUUGGUAUCUGCAAGUCGACACACAGCUAUUCCUUCUCUCACCACUUGUCCUGUUUCCAAUCAAACGUUGGCCAAGAUUUACUCUUGCAGCAGUUGUCGUAGCUGCAUUGGCGUCAAUUUCUACUGGAUUUGCAGUGUCGUGGGUCCAUAAACUGACUGAUAUUAAUUUCAUAAAUACAGAAAAUCCGAAUGCGGCUGGGGACUAUAUGAAAAUGUACUAUACCGCCACAUAUACACGUGCAUCCCCUUGGCUAAUUGGGAUCAUAGUUGGUUACUUCAUUUAUAAAAUCAAAAUUGUACAAAAAGGGGAAUUUAAAAUAAGUUGGAUGUUAAAUAUAUCCUUGUGGGUUGCUUCAUUGAUUGUUUUGACAACAUGCGUUUUCGUAGACAAAUUGCAAGAUGAAUAUGAUCGUCUUGAUAUGUCAGCUUACAUCGCAUUCGUUCGUCCUGCCUGGUCUAUAGCUCUUUCUUGGGUAAUAUUCGCUUGUGUAACUGGAUACGGUGGUUUUAUAAAUGCGUUUUUAUCAGCGAGGGUAUUCCAAGUAUUGGCACGGCUUACGUAUUCGAUGUACCUAACACAUUUCACAAUUCAUCUUGUUUUGGUUACGUCAAUCAAACAGCCACUUUUGUUCUCUAACGCACAAGCUAUGUAUGAGUUCUGGGCAGUUUUUGCUCUUGUAUUUGCCAUCAGCGUUGUAUGGACUUUGGCGUUUGAAUCCCCGAUUAUAAUCAUUGAAAAAUUAAUUUUUGGUGGUGGCAGUUCUAAAAAACCAGUAGGAGACAAGACAACAAGCAAACCCAUUGAUGUGACUGAAAAUACAAAUAGUCAUAUUGGUAGCCCAUCAAAUAUAGAAAAUAGGAAUGUGGAAAGUGGUUUACAUCAUCGAUUGAAUAAUCAAAGUGGAAUUGACAACGCUGGCUACAAUACAGAGAAAUCAAAUGAAAGUGGCAAAUCAUAAAUUUAUAUCAAAUCAUUAUCAAAAAAUAAACAAUACUGUAAAUAUUAAUUUUAAUACUCUGAGACUGUUAGCAAUGUAAUAAUUGUAAUAUAAUAAUAUUUUUUUUAAUAAUAAACAUUUUGAAAACAA
Messenger RNA from Dalotia coriaria, 4637 nucleotides. RefSeq lists its product as uncharacterized. Bases 72 to 4508 code for a protein of 1478 amino acids. NCBI's taxonomy places the organism in Eukaryota, Metazoa, Arthropoda, Insecta, Coleoptera, Staphylinidae. Gene Ontology annotation, molecular function: acyltransferase activity, transferring groups other than amino-acyl groups. The transcript has 25 exons. The record is from RefSeq and is a predicted model, not a curated record.